UAUUUAUAGUGAACUGGUGAUUGCAGGUGGAUGAGGAGCAGGUGGGAGUGAUUAGUACUCAGGUGAGGGAGUGUGCUGUGAUUGUGAUUGAUGGAACCUGGUGUGUCUGUUACAGUUGUUGAAUGAGAAGUCUUAUGAAACAACUGAAGACACGCUUAUUCUUUCCUUUCUGCUUCAGUUUACUAAUGUACAGGUGCUGUUCAUAUAAUUAGAAUAUCAUCAAAAAGUUGAUUAAUUUCACAAAUUCUGUUCAAAAAAUGAAACGUGUAUAUUAUAUCAGAAUCAUCUGCAUCAGUACUGUAUUUUACUCUACCAGUUAUUUCUCAAUCUAUCACAAUCAAUCUACUGCAUAUAUCAGAUAAGAUGUAGGUGUGUAAGAUGACAAACCCCAGAGCUUCUCUCCGGUCUCUUGAAAAACCAGCUUUACUGGUUUUCCCGGAGAAGAGUUUUCAGAGCUUUUUCUCAAGAUCCCAGAUCACAGGUGGAAUGAGAAGCCUUCAAACGUUCUCAUUUACCACGUUUUUCUACUUGUCCUGCCAGAGUGGAUCAGUGAAGGGUGAUGGCGUCUGUUUCAGAGCAGCUUCUGGCCGCUCUGGAUGAUCUAGAUGCAGAUGAACUGAAGAGGUUUAAAUGGCACUUUAAGAAUUAUAAGGGGUUUUCAGUUGCUCAUCUGGAGAAGGCAGACGCUCAUGACACAGUGGAUCUGAUGAUGAAGCGUUUUGGACCAGAAGAAGCUGUGAAGAUCACGGUGGACAUCCUGAGGAAGAUGAACCAGAACCAUGUGGCCGAAGAGUUAGAGGACAAACACAAGAAAGCUCAGGAUGAGAGCAGUAUUAAGGAUCCUGCCCCUGCUGGAGCCGAAUCAGAACCGAUUGGGGACAAGAAAACCAUAGAAGAUUGGGAAGACAUGAGGCUCGAUUUGAAGAUAACACAGAGGAUGUUCCGGCAGAAAAUCCAGCAGAGACAGAAAGAUCUUCAGCAGCUGGAAGAGGCUGUGAAAUCUUAUGAGUCCUCUGCAAGAGCAGCAGUGGAGGACAGUGAGAAGAUGUUUAAAGAGCUCAUCCGCACCAUUGAGAAAAGCUGCUAUGAAGUGUCACAGCGAUUCAGAGAUCAGGAAAAGACUGCAGUGAGUCGAGCUAGAGAAGGACUGAAGCGACUGGAGCAGGAGAUCAGUGAUCUGAGGAGGAGAGAUGCUGAGCUGGAGCAGCUUUCACACACACAGGAUCACAUCCAGUUCCUGAAGAGUUUCCAGUCUCUCUCAGCACCUCCUGAAUCUACAGAUGUACCCAAAAUUCCCUUUGGUUCUUUCUUCUCUUUUGAUGGCCUGAAAGAAACUGUCCGUCAGCUGACAGACAAACUGAAUGAUGUCUGCAAAGAGGAGAUCUUGAACAUCUCAGACAGAGUCACGUACAACAGCAUUGCUUCUAAGACCAGGAAUGACCUCCUUCAAUAUCACCAUCAGUUCACUCUGGAUCCAAACACAGCGCAUCUUUGCAUCCAACUCUCUGAGAGAAACAGAGUGAUGGCUUACAAUGGCAAUAUCGUGCCAUUACCAGAUCAUCCAGAGAGAUUUGGUGUGAAUAAUCAAGUGUUGUGUAGAGAGAGUGUGUCUGAACGCUGUUACUGGGAGCUGGAGUGGAGUGGAAAUACUGUGUAUAUUGCAGUGUCAUAUAAGAGCAUAAGCAGGAAGGGACGUGAUGAGUGUUGGUUUGGACAAAAUAAUAAGUCCUGGACUUUGUACUGCACACCCACGCAAAAUUUCUUUAUGCACAAUAGCAAAUCUAUGCUUCUCCCUGUUGAGCCCAUCAGCAGCCCUAGAAUAGGAGUGUUUGUGGAUCACAGUGCAGGAACUCUGUCCUUCUACAGCGUCUCCAAAAACACAAUGAGUCUCAUCCACACAGAACAGACCACAUUCACUCAGCCGCUCUUUCCUGGGUUUAGUGUUGAUUAUGGAUCAUCAGUGAAACUGUGUUGAUAAAUUAGAAUAGAUUAAUCAGAGAUUCUACUCGUUAUGAUUUGAGCUCAGUGUUGGGGAGUAACUAGUUACAAAAUAAAUGUACUCUGUAAUCUGUUGCAGUUACUGAGAGAAAAGGCUUCAGAAGUUUAAAACACAGAAUAGGACACAUGCAUAUUUGAUAAAUAUUUUCUUUUCUUUUGGGGUUUGUGCAUUGGCUUUAUUUGUACAUUAACUUUUUUUUCUCAAGGCACUAUUAGAUGCCAGAGUUUCCUGUCAUCACUAUGCAAAGAUUUGAUUUUAAUAACAGUGUAUAUACAUCAAUGUAAAUCUUAUGAUUUUAAAUCAGUAUUUAACCACAAAACGAUCUCAAAGUAAAAACAGCUAAUGCUAAAGUCUCAAAUUGAUUCCAAAGUAGCCUUCCCAACACUGACUGAGCUGCAUGAUAAUCAGUAACAGUGAUAUUAUAGUCUCUUCUUUUCUCUUAAUGACAUUAAUCCUGCAGAUGAACUUGUGUCACUGAAAUGACAUGUCAGAAUAAAUGUGUUAGAAAUUCUUAUACAGGCAGUAAGAUCAGUGUGUGUGAAUCGUGCCGAACGGCAAUGUGUAUCUUUGAUUUUCUCAAAUUUUGUUUGUGUUGAUAAUGAAGGGAAUCAGAACUGAUGUUCCACCUCAUUUUCAUUAUAUCCUUUACAUAAGUGAUUAGUGAGUAUUUAUCCUUUAAUGAAUAAUUGAAUAAAGUGUAUAC
This is a messenger RNA of Carassius gibelio (silver crucian carp), 2702 nucleotides long. Its product is annotated as tripartite motif-containing protein 16-like protein. The transcript is spliced from 9 exons. Bases 560 to 1975 code for a protein of 471 amino acids. Gene Ontology annotation, molecular function: protein binding. The record is from RefSeq and is a predicted model, not a curated record. Lineage: Eukaryota; Metazoa; Chordata; Actinopteri; Cypriniformes; Cyprinidae.